Molecule: messenger RNA, 1091 nt
Organism: Vidua macroura (Pin-tailed whydah)
Lineage: Eukaryota; Metazoa; Chordata; Aves; Passeriformes; Viduidae
Gene: DTYMK
Product: deoxythymidylate kinase
Exons: 5
Coding region: 14-652 (212 amino acids)
Biological process (GO): dUDP biosynthetic process; dTDP biosynthetic process; dTTP biosynthetic process
Cellular component (GO): mitochondrion; cytosol; cytoplasm
Molecular function (GO): dTMP kinase activity; ATP binding
Source: RefSeq, a predicted model, not a curated record
CGCGCGCGCGGCCAUGGCGGCGCGGCGCGGGGCGCUGAUCGCGCUGGAGGGCGUGGAUCGCGCCGGGAAGAGCACCCAGGGCCGGCGGCUCGUGGAGGCCCUGCGGGAGGCCGGGCACCGCGCCGACCUCCUCCGCUUCCCGGACAGAACCACAGAGAUUGGGCAGCUGAUCAGCUCCUACCUGGGGAGGGAGAAGAACCUGGAGGACCACACCAUUCACCUGCUCUUCUCUGCCAACCGCUGGGAGCACGUACCGAUGAUGAAAGAGAAGCUACACCAAGGGAUCACUGUGGUGGUUGACAGAUACGCCUUCUCUGGAGUGGCCUUCACGAGUGCCAAAGGGAACUUCAGCCUGGAGUGGUGCAAACAGCCUGAUGUUGGACUCCCAAAGCCAGACCUGAUCCUGUUCCUCCAGUUAAACCCAGAAGCAGCAGCAGAACGAGGCAACUUUGGACAUGAACGUUAUGAGACCAGCUCCUUCCAAGAGAAAGUUCUUCAGUCCUUCUAUUGCCUAAUGGAGGACAAGACCCUAAACUGGAAGACAGUGGAUGCUUCAAAGAGCAUUGAAGACUUGCACAGAGAAAUCAAGUCCAUUGCAAAGGAAACUAUGCAGGAGGUUCAGAAUAAACCUUUGGGAGAACUCUGGAAAUGAAACUUCAUAGAGGUCAAAAAAAAAAAAAAAGGGAAAGGUCACUUCUUGGAUCUUCUGCACUUGGAUGACUGUGACAUCCCAGCAGCAACAGCUUAGAUGCUGUGUAUUCUUUUGGGUCCAACAUGCUGCUGAUGUCCUUUUUAUUAUCUACUCCUCCCUUCCAGCCUGCAAAGUCCCUUCUGCAUUUUUUAAAUGAGUAUACCAUGAGUGUGUAUCAAAUUCCUUGUCAAAACCUCCCUCUCCCAAGCUCCUGUUCCAGCUCCAGUCCUGGAGUGCAGAUGUGAGUGUGGAGCCCAGGGCCAUCCCUGGACACAGACAGUUCCCAUUUUUAGGGAACUGGCACGUUUCUGAUCAUUCUUCCUCUCUAGAAAAUGCAUCCCCCCAUACUCAAACCAGUUUGUAGAGGAUUUGCUAAUAAAUUGUUCUUUUAAGCAUUUGG